This is a messenger RNA of Populus trichocarpa (black cottonwood), 1203 nucleotides long. RefSeq names its product probable E3 ubiquitin-protein ligase RHY1A. The transcript is spliced from 3 exons. The coding region runs from base 271 to 1122 and encodes 283 amino acids. The record is from RefSeq and is a predicted model, not a curated record. Lineage: Eukaryota; Viridiplantae; Streptophyta; Magnoliopsida; Malpighiales; Salicaceae.
AAACUCCAUCGUCGUUUCAUUUCCUGCUCGGCACCAAGCAACGGUCCCUUCUUCCAUCCCUUUCACUCACUAUCAAAUAUUAAUUCUGCAUUUCUACGAACCCUUCCCAUCUCUUCAUAAUCCCUCUCCUAUUUUAAACUCCCGUUUCUUCUUUGAAACCUCACUGAAACUUCACCUUAAUUUUUAUCUCCGAUUUUUCCUUUUCUUUUUUAUGCUGCCGUUUUAGUGGCAAAAAUAAAUAAAGAAACCGGAUCGUGAGCUUCGUGGUGCAUGACGAGCGCUUCGGAGUUAUUUUAUCAAAGAAGGUCCCGUGUGAGCCGAGCCGAUUCCGAUCUAGGGCUCGAGCCUUCUCUCUCUGACCGUAGUUUUUACCAAAAUUACAAUCGCCGCCAUCACCAUAAUCAUAAUCAUAACCAUCGUCAUGAUUUGGACGGCUGUGAUCCUCUCCGCAGACCGCCCCACGUGCGGACCCCCUGCCACCGGCUGUCAUCCCCAUCUGAACGUGCCUCAGCUCGACUGGAUCAAGAUACCGACCAGUUUGUACCAAGUAACAAUCUCACCGCUGAAACUUUAAGCCGGCCAAGAGUGACUGGAAAUGGGAGGCUUCCUGGAGCUGUGCUACUAGCAAGGGCAAGGCUUCUUGAAAGGUUAAGAGGAGUGUCACUUUCUGUAAACAGGCGAAGUGGCCCAGCUUCCUUUGGCAUCUAUAACAGGGAGUAUACGCUUGGUGACGAAUUGAGGGUUGUUGAUGCAGGAGCCUGGGGAACUGACAUUUCUACAGGGUUGUUUGCUGGAGUUUCUCCUUUCAAUGACUCAACCUUUCAAACCGAAAGACCUCACACCGUGCAGGAAUCAUGCAAGAAGAAACCGCCUGGUCUAACUCAAGAUGCCCUUCAGUGUUUGCAAUCAGAGGUAUUUAGCUGUUUAGGGAAGGGUAUUGAAGGGGGUUCAUCUCCGGUGUCGCGGGAUUGUAGUAUAUGUCUCGAGAGUUUCAGUGAAGGAGACGAGCUUAUUCGUUUGCCCUGUGACCAUAGAUUCCACUCUGCUUGCCUGGAUCCUUGGGUCCGGACUUGUGGGGACUGCCCAUAUUGUAGAAGAGAUAUAGUUGUAAGUAAUGAUUGACAAAAAAAAGAACAUGAAGUCAUUUGGAAGCAGUCUAUUUCAUUGUCAUGAAUUCGAAUUCAACUGCAUUAAUUUUGUUUA